Messenger RNA from Macrobrachium nipponense, 793 nucleotides. Its product is annotated as U-scoloptoxin(01)-Cw1a-like. Gene Ontology annotation, molecular function: chitin binding. The record is from RefSeq and is a predicted model, not a curated record. The coding region runs from base 99 to 494 and encodes 131 amino acids. Gene Ontology annotation, cellular component: extracellular region. The transcript is spliced from 2 exons. Lineage: Eukaryota; Metazoa; Arthropoda; Malacostraca; Decapoda; Palaemonidae.
CCUCACAGUCCGAACCUCACCCUCCAGCCGACCGCGUCCGCAUCCGUCCUCCUCCUUCGCCCUUAUUCGAACAACUCGAAGUCAAAGCCGUCGCCAUUAUGAAGAACUUGGCAAUUGCCCUUGUUUUGGCGGGCGUGGUUGCCGCCCUUCCCAGGAUGCGCAGGGAUUCGACCCCUCUGUUUUACAACCUCCCGUCCAACGCCUCUCUCAUCCUGGGCGGCAUCCAGACGGGCUUCGACUGCGCCGAGCUUCCCUACGGCUACUACGCCGACGAGGGCAACAACUGCGCCGUCUUCCACGUCUGCCUCCCCUACAUCGACCACGACCUCUUCGUCGUCCGCCAGUUCUCCUUCUUCUGCGGCGAAGGGACCGUCUUUGACCAGGAGCGCCUCGUCUGCGACUUCCCUGAGUUCGCCCUUCCCUGCUCUGAGGCCGCCACCUACAGGAGGUCCAACGAGUACUUCGGGCGAUCCGAAAUCAACUUCUUAGAGUAGAGACCGAAGGAGGGAGUGAGGACGGCCUGGUCAGAGGGAGUUGCUUCGUCAUUCGACCGAAUGACAGCAAAGUCCCUUUGAUAGAAGCCCGACUCGGGAUGGAUGGGAGCAGAGAGGCUGAGGAGCCUCGGGACAAGUAAACUAUAGAUGACGACCUCCGUAACGACCCUACGAAUAUUUCUCUACGACCCUCGCUUUAUACUACUAACAGAACCCAUGGAAUAUAAGAAGAUACACUCAUAUCUCGUCAGCACAUUGUAUAUUUUGUCUAUUUUGUAAUAUAAGGAAAAAAAAUUUAA